UCAACUGAAUGGUCGUUCAAGUUGGAAUCAACUUUCUUCUUUUGCUAAAAUAAACAUCUGUGAUGCUUAAUAAUGUGAUUUUUUUGCAAACGAUUUAAUUUAGUUUUAUUGCUAUACGUUUAUUGACACACAAUGGGCGACAGUAGCGAUUCAGAGGAGUUUUACGAUGCCGAAGAGUUCACUCCCAUUAAGGGUUCAAAAAGAGCAUCACUAUGCAAGAGUGUGAGUGUGACAGAGUCAGACCUAGCUAAUAAAGACAAAACAGAUGCCAAAGUGGACAAGGGCUUGGGCACCAAGACUUCUGACUCAGGGCCACAGACUAGUGGCAGUUUGUUGACCACCGAAGUCACACCGCCUGAAGAUGACAGAACUACAGUUAAGAGUGUGGUGCAGGGCCGGCGGCGGUUCCAGGAGCUACGGCGCUGCAUGCAGGCGGAGGAGGAGGACGAGGCGCCCGACGCUGCCGAUGACCACCACACCUUCACACUGGAGCACCCCUUCAAGAUUGUGGCCCACGACACGAUGAGCCUGCAAAGCAUGACGUCACUUGGAAGGAUAGGAAGAAUUCUCAGCGGCGCGUCGGAAUCUCAUCCAAAUAUAAGAGACGCGGCGCCUGCUCCUUCGGUGUCGUCGCGCGAGCCGUCCACCUCUGACGACCCUCUCGCAUCCGACAACAGAAAUCAAAACGUUGCCAUUACCUCUGUGAAUCUCACUUGGGCCGACUGGGAAGGUAUGCUAGCGAUGGCAGAGCCCGACGUGAUAGCUAGCACGAAGGCGAACAGUUUGAAGCAGAACCGUAGCUCCUCGGCUGCCAUUGUGGCAGUGUCGGGCGCCGCACGGCCUGCCAGUGUGGCCGGGCCUGUUGCGCCACCUAGGAAGAAAAAGAGAAACAAGCUCCACGGCUCGCAAUCCCUAUCGACCACAGACGGGGACAACCUCAGCGUGUGUACCACAGACACGGAUGACUACCGCUACGUGCCGCGGCGACCUGUGGCGGGCGGCGACAAACCGCAGCUAGAAUCGUUACUAGUUGAAGCGCCGCCGCCGAGCGCGAGUCAGUCCAUGGCGCUGCCGAGCCCGGCCAGCACCAUCGAGUCGCUCACGCGCGAGUUCCAGGACUCGCUUGAACUCUCGCACACUAAGUACGCCAGCGACAGAUCUUCAACAAGUAUACACGAGUCGCGCUCAAGUGAGCGCGCGAGCGAGUCCUCCCGAAGUAGCACAAACGCCUCGGGCAGACAUAAAACGAACGCGCCCGACUCUACUUUGGAUAUCAAGGAGGCUGUUAAAGCAGGCGAAAGUGCGAGCGCAGGGCUGUCCCGCGGUGGUGCGCGGACGCAUAGUGAGGGCCGCGCCUCCAACGCCUCUGGGCAUGCCAGUUUGGGACACUCUACCAGAAGAAGCAACUCGGAGUCGCUGACGGCCGCUCGCAGACGCUCGGCCGGCGACGAGCAGCAACUAGGGCUGGCGCUACGCACGCGGACCACCUCGGGACAGCGCCUCACCGACAUCGAGAUCCUCGAGCAGGUCACCGUGCUCAACCUCGACACUGGUGAGCGAGUCCCACUGAGCGUGGCUGAACACAAGCUACCGCAGUGCAUCAACCCGCUGAGCCUGCACAUCAUGCGCCUCACCUCCGAAUACAUCGCAAGGCCCAGCGACGACAACACACGCCCAGACGAAACAGUGAAGCAGAAAAGCUUCUGGCGUUGGAACUUGGCAUCUACAUACAUGUUGUGGCGCCAGACUCCGUCCGUCGACCGCGCCGUCUCUCUCCUCAGUGUGGCCACUAGAGAGACGGACGAGGAGUCAGAAUCGGUGGCAACGGGCGGCGGCGACGACGCGUUAGAAAGAAAGCCGCCCGCCGAACGGGCAGCCGCUCUCAAACGCAAGACCGACAAGUUAAAACGUUUCUUCGGGAGCACAGUAAAAAAAACGGUCGACGCGGCCAAGUCGCUAGCGCAAGAAGUGUCCCACGCGAGGCACAAAGAAGACGUGGCCGAUAUAGCGGAUGACGUCAGAGGCGAACACAAUAUCAAGUUGAAGGCCUCCAACUCGCACAAGGGGCCGUAUGACUUCGACGGCUGCGUCAGACAUGUACAGGAGAUGGGAUCAGCGCAUUCUGGUGCGGUCUGGUGCUGCAAGUUCAGCGUGUGCGGGCGGCUGCUGGCUACGGCUGGUCAAGACCGCCUGCUACGCGUGUGGGUCACGCGCGACGCGCACCACAUGUUCCAGGACAUGCGCACGAAAUACAACGCGGAGCAGAAGUCAUCUCCCACGCCGUCGCAGGAAUCAUUAGCGUCGCUGGCGCCGCCGCCGCGCGCCGACGCGCCCGGGCCCGCCGCGCCCUUCUGCCCGCUGCCAUUCUGUGUCUACUCGGGGCACACGUCGGACUUACUGGAUGUAUCCUGGUCCAAGAACUACUUCAUCCUGUCGAGUUCCAUGGACAAGACGGUGCGCUUAUGGCACAUCUCGCGCGGAGAGUGCCUGUGCUGCUUCCAGCACAUCGACUUCGUGACCGCCAUCGUGUUCCACCCGAGGGACGACCGAUACUUCCUGUCUGGUAGCCUGGAUGGCAAGCUGAGGCUGUGGAACAUUCCUGACAAGAAGGUUGCAGUCUGGAACGAAGUCGACGGCAAAACGAAGCUGAUAACCGCCGCGAACUUCUGCCAAAACGGCAAAUUCGCAGUCGUCGGCACCUACGACGGCCGCUGCAUAUUCUACACUACGGACCAACUAAAAUACCACACGCAAAUCGACGUGCGGUCCACGCGAGGAAAAAACUCGACCGGUCGCAAGAUUAGCGGCAUCGAACCAAUGCCCAACGAUGAUAAAAUCCUCGUCACAUCCAACGACAGUAGAAUACGACUAUACGAUCUAAGAGACUUAAAUCUCUCGUGCAAAUACAAAGGCUACGUCAACAUUUCGAGCCAAAUCAAAGCAUCGUUCUCCCACGAUGGCAAAUACAUAGUGAGCGGUUCGGAGAACCAGUGUAUUUACAUUUGGAAGACGUAUCAUGAUUAUUCAAAGUUUACGUCGGUGAGAAGGGAUAGGAACGACUUCUGGGAGGGUAUAAAGGCGCACAAUGCAGUGGUGACAUGUGCUGUGUUCGCGCCAAACCCUGAUUAUAUGAUACGUAUGAUAACGGAGCGGGAGGAAGAGGCGAAACUCGCGAAUAAGGAGGCGGAGGAGAAAGAUGAAGUGAAGGCAGUGGAAGGCGGCAUGGUGGCGUCUUCGCAAACAGGUCACGUGCUUGUGAGCGCGGACUUCAACGGUUGUAUCAAGGUUUUUGUUCACAAAGCAAAGCCCAAACACAGCUCUUUGCCAGCCUCCGCUUUAGCGUAGGGAAAGUAAUCGAGCUGACAUUGGAGUUGUCACGAGUCAAUAAGGCAGGUUUUAGUGUGGGCUGAUGGUCUAAGGCCAAGGUUGAGCAUUCGCUACCCGAAGGAAAGCAGCCAUAAACGCCUUCUAUGGCCUGGUCCGU
Messenger RNA from Ostrinia nubilalis (European corn borer), 3484 nucleotides. RefSeq names its product WD repeat-containing protein 44. The transcript is spliced from 21 exons. Gene Ontology annotation, molecular function: protein binding. The record is from RefSeq and is a predicted model, not a curated record. NCBI's taxonomy places the organism in Eukaryota, Metazoa, Arthropoda, Insecta, Lepidoptera, Crambidae. Bases 133 to 3345 code for a protein of 1070 amino acids.